Molecule: messenger RNA, 2970 nt
Organism: Capra hircus (goat)
Lineage: Eukaryota; Metazoa; Chordata; Mammalia; Artiodactyla; Bovidae
Gene: ELL3
Product: elongation factor for RNA polymerase II 3
Exons: 10
Coding region: 1085-2506 (473 amino acids)
Biological process (GO): transcription elongation by RNA polymerase II; snRNA transcription by RNA polymerase II; positive regulation of transcription elongation by RNA polymerase II
Cellular component (GO): transcription elongation factor complex
Molecular function (GO): cis-regulatory region sequence-specific DNA binding
Source: RefSeq, a predicted model, not a curated record
AUUGAGGUAUAUUUACUGACAUUAAAAGAUACAUUUUAAGUGUACAAUUUGAUGAGUUUUCACAAAUGUAAGGGCAUUAAGGUCAUCAGGGAUUUAGCAGAGGUAUCCUGGCCAGGAAAGAGAACACCACCAGGGCUUUUGGGAAACAGGGCCAAGUGGAAACAUAAAGGGCCGACAGGAGAUUAUUGGUCCUGAGGUUUCACUGAAGCAGGACCUGCACCUCUGGGAUGUCUGGUAACUUCGCGGCACUUCUUGGUCCUCCCGAGGGAGUGAGCCAGCUCUCUUUCACAGCAGUCUCCACCAAUCUCCCAUGUACAGACCACGAGGGAGACCUGGGACUGAGUUCUGUCUCUUGCCUGUCUUGCGACUCCCCUGCCAUCAACCACUGCCCGCAUCUCUGCGGAUCGAUGGGGAGCGCUCCAGCUUGAGAAGUCAAGCUUCUCUCCUGCCGCCACACCCACCUGGCCCGAUUUCCUCUUCAUUCUUAGUUAGAAGCCGGUUUCGGGUCAGCAGCAGUACCGCUGGCUGGGAAAAGCCAAAGGGCUACGCCAGGUGCUGGCCUCCGGAAUCGCCCCUCGGGUCUGCCCUCCUCCGGUUCCUUGGGGCUCUUGGCGUGAUGAGCUGGCCCCGCCCAGCAACCAGUAGCUAUCUCUCGCCCUUCUGCACGUAAAACCCUCUAGGGGGUUGCAGGUUCAGCUUCACUUAGAGACCGCAGCUCUUGAGUUCAGGUUAGGUAGAAAAACUCAGGCAGGAAUGGGGACUCGGGUGAGGCGUCUGAAGUUGGCCGCAGACUUUCUCUCCGGAAUUGGGAGAGCCUCUUCCGAAAGCCCUAAGAGCUGCCCGCCCAUGCAAGAAAAAACCGCUGGGGUUGGUGCUGCUAACAUCUGGGGAAGAGCGAGGUGCCGCCCCCGGCGACUGGGAAAUCCCUGGGGUGGCGCCGGCUGUGGGUGGGGCCGGGGUGGGGUCCCGGCGGAGGGCGGGGCCUACCUGGGCGCCAGGGUGUGCCAGCCUAGCCCUGCACAGCCGAGGUGGUAGUGGCCCGGGUCUGUGGCUCGCGCUCUACCUGCCCCUGAACCUCGCAGCUAUGGAGGGACCCCAGGAGCUUCUGAGUGGGAAGCUCCAGCUCUGCUUCACCCCGGCUGCCCGGACCAGCCUCCUACUGCUCAGGCUCAACGAUGCAGCGCUGCGAGCGCUGCAAGAGUGUCAUCAGCAACAGGUACGGCUGGCCCGGGCCCCCUCCUCUCUAUCCCCUGCCUGUCCGGAGGUCGGGUCUCAGCCGGCGACCCCGGCGAAGGAACCUGGGGAUGGAGAGCAGCGUCCUCGGGCUCUGGCCUCCCCAACUCUCCAAGUGAAGCCGGCUAGGCAAGUCCCCCCACCCCGGGCUCCCGACGCCGGAUCCUGGGGACGCCGUUUCUGCUGCUCUUGGCUCAAGUCUGUGCUCUGCCCGCAGGUUCGGCCAGUGAUUGCUUUCCAAGGCAACCGAGGGUACCUGAGGCUCCCAGGUCCCCACUGGUCCUGCCUCUUUUCCUUCAUAGUGUCUCAGUGUGGCCAGGAGGGCCCUGGUGGUCCAGGCUUGGACCUUGUGUGCCAGCGCCUAGGCAGGUCUGGUCCUAACCGCCUCCACUGCCUGGGUCCACUCAGGGGGCGCCUCACGAUUUGGGCAGCUAUGGAUUCUAUCCCAGCUCCAUCUGCAGUUCAGAGACACAACUGGACUGAAGAUGCCAGGGAUCGUAAGAGCUGGCAGAAUGUGGGAGACUAUCCUGAAGGAAACACAAUUUCACAGUCACAGAUGGCACUAGAAGAGGUGCCAGACCCACUGGCAAGCAGCCAAGGACAGUCACUCCCAGGAUCCUCGAGGGAACACGUGGCACAGUGGGAAGUGAGGAACCAGACCCUUCUUCCAAACAGAGAUCCUGAUCAGGCACUGCCUCCCUCUGCUAGCCAGAAACACGUGGACAAGAAACGUUCAGCGCCUGCAGCUACGGUAGAAUUAAAACAAAAGAGGCUCAGAACUCUAGCUCCAAGUCCCCUACAAGGACUGCCCAGUCAGGACUUACAGGAGGAAGAUUGGGAGCAAGAAGAUAAAGAUGAAGACAUGGGUCCCAGGCUGGAACACAGUCCCUCAGUUCAAGCAGAUUCUGAAUCCCCAAGCCCUGAAGAAGUACCAGAUUACCUCCUGCAAUACAGGGCCAUCCACAGUGCAGAACAGCAACAUGCCUAUGAGCAGGACUUUGAAACAGAUUAUGCCGAAUACCGCAUCCUGCAUGCUCGUGUUGGGGCUGCAAGCCAAAGGUUCAUAGAGCUGGCAGCUGAGAUGAACAAUGUUCAGCGAGGAACUCCUGAACACAAGGUGCUGGAAGAAAAGAUAGUCCAGGAAUAUAAAAAGUUCAGGAAGCGGUACCCAGGUUACAGGGAAGAGAAGCGCCGCUGUGAGUACUUGCAUCAGAAACUGUCCCACAUCAAAGGUCUCAUCUUGGAGUUUGAGGAAAAGAACAGGGGCAGCUGAAGCUGACACAUGGCUCUUUACCCUAGUGUGAUAUGAAAGAAAAAAGCAGCUAUUAACUGAGAGGACAGUUGUCUGCUCUUCGUCUUGCUGAGUCCAUAAUGGCAAGUAGGAGAGCUGCUCUAGGUUCUUGAGGUUUGGUUCUCAUUAUUACCAUAUUUAAAUUUUUAGGGCAUUGGCACAGUGCCAAGACUCCACAGCUGUGCCAGGAGUUAUCCCGUAACUGAAAACUAGGCAAAGUAGCAGAGGCUUGGCUUCUCCACCUUUAGUUCAGCCAAGUCAUUUUCAAAUCCUGAGAAAUGACACCAUUUCCAAGAUAUCUUGAGAACAUUAGAAUUUACCUGGUAGCUUCCCUGAAAAAACCUUUGGUAACAGAACUAAAGGAACUUGUAAUACAACAGGACAUAAUGGGAAAGGGCUUGGGUGUUACCCAUGUACUCGAAGUGAAUUCUUUUACAAACAUGGCU